Neoarthrinium moseri is the source of this 915-nucleotide messenger RNA. RefSeq lists its product as uncharacterized. The transcript is spliced from 4 exons. NCBI's taxonomy places the organism in Eukaryota, Fungi, Ascomycota, Sordariomycetes, Amphisphaeriales, Apiosporaceae. Gene Ontology annotation, cellular component: plasma membrane; fungal-type vacuole. The record is from RefSeq and is a predicted model, not a curated record. The coding region runs from base 1 to 915 and encodes 304 amino acids.
AUGGCCACGUCACCAACACACCUUCCUCCAGGCGUGCCUCCGUACGUCAAGGUCUUCGGUCCCGGCGCCAACUGCACCCUCGAAAUCUGCCCCGUCGAGAUGAGCGUGUACGGAUACCGGCCCAGCCUAGCGGCGAACAGCACGUUCCUGGCCCUGUACGUGCUAUCGGCAGCGGUUCACCUCUACCUGGGUAUUCGGUGGAAGACAUGGUUUUUCAUGGGCGCCAUGCUCCUCGGGGCUACCAGUGCCGUCCUGGGCUAUGCUGGGAGGAUCUUCAUGUAUUACAAUCCGUUCAAAUUCGUAGCCUUCAUGAUUCAGAUCAUCUGCGUGACUAGCGUUCCAGUCUACUACACGGCCGCAAUCUAUGUUACUCUUGCUGCCUCCAUCAAGUACUUCGCCCCCUCGCUAUCCCGAUUCCGGCCCAACCUGAUCUAUUGGGUCUUCAUCUCCAGCGACUUGGUAUGUCUUGUGCUGCAAGCCGCUGGCGGUGCCCUGUCAACCUCAACCGCCGGCGCAAGCCAGACCGGCGUGGACAUGGCGCUCGUUGGGCUCAGUCUGCAGGUCUUGUGCAUGGUCGUGUUCUGUGUCCUCUUCGGCGAUUACCUGUACCGGUACUUCCGCUCUGACAUUUAUCGCUUCGGCGCCGCCAAGCUCGGCGCCCGCCCCAAACUCUUCUUCGCCUUCCUGGCCCUCGCCAUCGUGCUCAUUCUCGCCCGGUGCGCGUACCGGCUGGCGGAGCUGCAUAAUGGGUACCGCGGAGGACUGAUCAGGGACGAGGGGUUGUUCAUUGGACUAGAAGGAGUGAUGGUCAUUUGCGCUGUGUUUUGUCUCACGAUAGGACACCCAGGCUUUGUGUUUAAGAGCAAGCCAAAGGAGUCUACUAGCAGCUCUGAGUUGGAGAAUCUUAAACAUUAG